UCAAGUUUGGGAGCAAAAGCUAGUAGUUACGGUGGAACUAGUGUAAACAAUUUGUUGUACUAGGACCGCCAGAGAUUCUUCAUAGUUAGGUAGCUACAACGUUUCCUACUUUAUUUGUCCAGGUUUUCGCAUCUUCGUAAGUCAUAAACCAGUUAGCUACCACAAGUGCAGUAAAAAAUUGACACAGAGUUACUGUAUAAUUGUGUUGAAUACUAGCUAGCUAACUAAAUGACGACUAAGUUGAGUUUGCGGAAGUUAUCCACAGCAGUACAGUACCAGCUGGUGUUGUUUUUGUUAGCUUGCUAGUGUAAUCGCUUUUAUUGCAUUUGAACAGAUACUAGCGCUAGCGUACGUUAUCCUUGUUGGCAUGGUAAGGUAACGUUAGCCAUACGUCUGUUUAAAUCUUGGCGCUAGUUAGCAGAUUUGUUAGCCAGCUAUGCUAGCUAUCGUGUAUACAAACAUUUCCCGUGUGCAUCGCAUUUUAAUUCAUGAAUAAUGACGGAAGUUGAUAACAUUUUGGCUUGUUCAGAGUCAGUGACUGAAGAAAAUCAGAAUUAUUUCUUCAGUUCUACGUUGGAACAGUUAUUUACUGCUAAAACACGUACAUUUAAAAGUGACAAAACUGACUCGGUAGCUGUCAUCGGACUUCAGAGAUAUUUAACCGAAGACCAAUCUGUUGUAGGACAACACCAACCUGACAUUUACAGCUAUGAUAUAACAGUGACGGAUGGGGUCUGGCAGGCCAAGUGCAUUCUUGACCGUGGUUUAAAUUAUCUGGUAGAGAAAAAUAUUAUUCGUAGUGGAAUUGAAAUUAAAAUCACCCAAUGUUCUUUUCUUUACAACGAGAGAAGAUUGGGACAUGGUUGUGUCUGUAUCGAGAAGAUUGAAUAUGGUUCUCUGGAAUCUGAUGUUUUGCGCAAGAUUAAGGACUUAGAUUCCGUCCCGAUGCUAUCAAAGGAUGGCUUUGGAAACAUGGCAUUGCAAUGUGAUGCACCUCUUCAAGUGGGUCGCAAACAUUAUCUGUCUCUUUGGAAUAACGAGGAUCCUGAAGGCAGAAUAUGGGUUCCAGAUAUUCCCCCGUCAGAUGUGGUGCUGGAUGUGUCCAAGACUACGCUCCUUUGUCAUCUAGAGUCAUCACUUGGAUGUAUGUUUCAACCACUCCCCCUGUUAGUGAGGGUGAUACAUAAAUCAAGACUGCGGUAUUAUGGAAAGCCUGGACUCAAGAUUGAGUACCCAUAUCAGGCCUACUUUGAGGUUGCAGACCAGAGUGGCACCAUGUCCCUUGUCCUGUGGAAUGAGUUGUGCCUGGAAUGGUACCAGAGACUGAAUGUUGGAACUGUGCUUUACCUGCAAAACUACUCCAUCAAGCAGAGCUAUCAAAACAGGUCACGACCUCACAUAGAUAACCACAGGAUGAAGAGCUUUCACUCAGUAGAAGUUUGUCUGAAUCCAUGGAAUCCCACUGCAGUUCUUACUGUGGUUCCAGCUAAGAGUGUACCAUCUCAAUGGGGCUUGCCUGAGGUUUCCUACAACUUCACUACUAGAUCAGAGUUGGAGAGCUUGCUGAACAAUUCUGUGUGUGAUGUCAUAGGUUUGGUUACUUUUGUGAGUCGGGUGGAGAGAAUCAGGAGUAAGGGGAACAAAGGCCCAGAGAAAUAUUGGACCUACCGCUGGGUUCAUGCAGUGGAUGGAACGUCCAGCAUUCCUUUCAUUUUGGAGAUUUAUGCUUCUUCGCAACCAGAAAUAUUUAAUGGGAUAUACCCAAUGACAUACCUGGUCUGCACUCAGAUGAGGAAAUGUCAAGACCAAGACUCACUGCCGUACCUCACCAGCAGCUGUGAGACACAGAUAUUCACCACAGGAUAUCACAAGGGCCAGCCCUAUGUGUUAGACAAUAGAGUGAAAAGCUUUAUCCAGUGGACCAAGACUCUGAAGGACACCGUCAUGAUGAAGAAAACUGUUGUUGGUGGCCAUUACAGCUUUCCUCAUGCCCCUCAAAUCUUCACACAGUCCCUGGCAGACGGAUCAGCACAAGUUCCUCUAGUUGCUGCAGUUGACCUGAAGAGGGAGAUAGAGAGUCUGCGUUAUCGUGAGCACAAGCGGUUGGCAAUCCAAGGACAGAUCAAGGCUGUGCAGUAUAUGAUAUGGCCAGAGGAGGCAUUGUCGGACCAGCAAAUGUUUCAGUCAGGGGUUGGGAAUAUUAUGGAUGUACCCGACCCACCCAGUGGUCAGAAGACUAUAGAAGUGACUGAGAUAAGCCAAAACACUGUGCCCUCUGGUGUGCAGAGCUCGUCUAGUACACGGAAAAGGAAACAACCCAGGAAAAGAAAGAUGAUGCGUUGCUACCUUCCUCAUGCCAGGAUUGACAAGAACAGUGAGGCUGGCCAAGACUUUACUGAAGAGGAGCCAGGUGAACAGGAAGAGCAGAGUGAUCCAGGAACAGAGGAAGACAUUGGUACAAUAGAAAACAACCCAGAUCAAACCAUAGCCAGUGGACUACAAGUUCCAUCAGAAAUUCCACAAAGUGAAGGCAAUACUGGAGUGAGAGCUGUUGCAAACUGUUACACAUCGUGGGAAAGCAGCUCAUGGCAGGAGCAGAAAAAAGAAGUGUCUGAGUAUUUGCGUCCUGGUGGUGUAUACCUGGAGAGCCUUUCUCAGAGAUUCAGAUUUGAUGACAAGAACAUUUUGCUGCAGCAGAGUAACCUCCAUGCUGCCAGGUGGACUCCAGAGGAAACUGCACACACCCUCUCACCAGUAGCCUGCAAAGGAUACUACAGAAUCACAAUAUUAGGUAUAAACCAGCAGAUGGCCAUUGAUGCUGCCUUUGUUCCUGUGAUGUCAUCUGGGGACCCCAGAUCCUUAGGUCUACCUCAAGACCCCCAUGACAACACUCUUCUGUCUUGCCUGUCUUCAGGCUUCAUCUGCCCUCUCACAGACCCCCUGUUCCAGAAUGAGGCUGCUCUCCCUGAACCAGAGGAGAUUUUGGCAACUGCUGAGGAGCUGAAAGACACAAAUUUUGUGUUGAUCAUUGACCUCUGCCACCUGGGAGGAGAGAAAGUAGAGCUUCUCAUUACCAAGGUGUAUAGAAUGACAGACAUUGCUUUAGUAUAGAUAUUGGACUGCAUUAUGUGUUGUCUUGUCAAACAACUAUGAAAUACUUUUAUUUUUUUAACAUGAUAAGCCAGACAUUUGUUAAUGUUUAUAAUACUGGAGAUAUGUUUGUUGCUAUUGUUUCAGUCAAUUGUCUUUUUUAAACGGGGGUUUUGAAUAUCUUGAGAAAAGUAUUUAAAUAUCAAAUACAAAUAAAAUGCAAAUGUCCACAA
Molecule: messenger RNA, 3323 nt
Organism: Esox lucius (northern pike)
Lineage: Eukaryota; Metazoa; Chordata; Actinopteri; Esociformes; Esocidae
Gene: radx
Product: RPA1 related single stranded DNA binding protein
Exons: 15
Coding region: 496-3111 (871 amino acids)
Biological process (GO): regulation of DNA repair
Cellular component (GO): replication fork
Molecular function (GO): single-stranded DNA binding
Source: RefSeq, a predicted model, not a curated record